Messenger RNA from Podarcis lilfordi (Lilford's wall lizard), 25968 nucleotides. NCBI's taxonomy places the organism in Eukaryota, Metazoa, Chordata, Lepidosauria, Squamata, Lacertidae. The record is from the annotation of a GenBank genome assembly.
AUGCUUCAGAUUCCACUAGCAUCAGCCCGGGAAAGCUUCCCAACCAUUAAAAUCUUUCUGUCAGUAUUCUCAGAAUAUGAUGUAUGUGACGAUAAUGAUCAUGGAAAAGAUUUUAGCCUAGUGGCUGUCUUGAGGAUGCUGAUGGAACACAGGUAUGCAACAAUAAACUUUGUACAAUUAGUACUGCACCGUUAAAAUAGAAGCAUGGGACCAAAGGUCAGUAAACUCCCAAGUUCCACCACUUACUGGUUCAAACAUACUGAAGGUGGCACAUGUAAUAUGACCUCCCUUCAAGCACAAAAAUAAACCAUAAAGCAAUGCACUUUGGUGAGUAAGUGUAAAAAGCAGACAUUUCAGCGACUGGAGAAGACAAAAGUAGGCUUAUUCAAAGUAAAUGGAAUUAGUUUACUGCUUAAGGUAAGUCAUUUCCUUUAACCAUUAUACACAAAACAGUUCUGAAUUGGUUUUUCUUUCUCUUUUAAGAGCUGUUGAAAUUAUAGCUGACAGGUGGGAGAUUUAUUCAAGACUGUUGCACAAAUAAUUUAUGGCAGCUUUGAUGAACUCAAGAAAGACGCAUCUUGACUUUUUGGCCUCCUAUUAACCUGCUAUCCACGGCUGUCCAGUUCUACAAGAUCAUGAAGUUCCAAAAUAUAGAAUACAUUUUGCAGCCAAGAAGAUUUUCAGAGUAAUCUGCUUAUUGUCUGCACAGUUCUAAAUAGCACUUACAUAUACGCCUAAGAACUCAGAGGGAAUCUCUUUCAUAACAGACCUCUCUAAACUAUAAAGAAUUUUUAAAUAUUAUUAUGAUCCGCCCUAAAUCCAUAGAAAAUCAGGACCUAAAAUUGGUGUUGAAAAUAUUAAAGAAUCAGGUAACCAAAAGCACUGUCAACUCAAAAUUAAUUUCAUUUUCUCCAAAGGAAGUACAAGUCUAGAGAGAUAUAUAUACUGUAUAUAUAAAACCAGUAGCUAUACUUUUGCAAGCAAAGAACUGAAAUGCAUGGAUUUUCAGGAGAUUCCUUUUUUCUUUUCUUUUUUACUGGUCACCAAUCCUGCACAUUUGGUUAAAAUGCUGUUGCUUUUUUUAAGUUCCUAGAGGUAAUGCACAGAGUCCUUGGUCAAUGGAGUUAAGUUCUCAUUGCCAGAGGAAGAAUUAACCUGAUGAGAAGCUCUGAGAAAUGGUUUAAAGGGAAAACAAUGGGGCUGAAAACUUCUCAAAUUUGAGAAGACUGUGCCACAGUUCUUAUAAAUCUCCUUAUAAGAAAAGAAUAUGUCCUUAAUAAAUUCAGUUUAAACAUAUACAAUAUAUUUAAAUUACAAAUGAUCUGCAAGUUUUUGUAGUCUUACUGGUGGUUGGCUGAUGUCAGUGUCGUUAUUUUAUACUCAAAACCUUUAUUUUAAUCAAUCAAUCAAUCAAUCAAUCAAUCAAUCAAACACACAAUACACUAGGGUGAGGCAAUAAGUAUUGCCAUCACUCUCAUUUGGUUUUGGGAAAUGUUGCAUGAAACUAAUUCAGAGUGAGGCAACAUUUUCCUGCCCUCACUCUGUAGUCCAAUGGGUUAAAAAGAAGAUCGUAGAAGCCAGAAGUUUACAUCAUACCAAAUCAAUUUUUGUGCCCUCCUCCCCUUAAGUUGCAACAUUUCGAUGUUAAAGUAUAACUUUUCAGUCUGUGAGGGGAAAUAAAGCAUGUACCUAUGUCCCAAGUGAAUGGUUUUUUUUCCAUCUCCUUCUUUCCAAUGACAUACCAAAUGCAAGCCAUCCAAUGAGCUAACAACGCAAACAUAGACAUAAGAAGUGUCAGAACUAUAGUGCUGUGCUGGGAAUAGCGAUCCAACUUCUGAAGAAGACGUAAAAGACGCAGCAAUCGUACAGUCUUGAGAAGGUGAACGAUGGACACCUGAAAGGGUGAGAGGGGAAAGUAAUAUUCAGCCGUCUUUCCAUACAGGAAAGUGCUUCAGGUUACUGUCUCAUUUCUAUACUUUUCUGACCUUACAACUCUAUAUUUUUUCUAUAUCUCUCUCUUUUCUACUAGGCCCAUGUACUUUGCAAGAUGUGAGGCUAUCCAAAAUAUUACAUGCAGAGCCUUAAAGAGUUCUAGGUGGAUUUUCUUUUCUUUAUUUUUUUAAGCAACAUAAGGUUUCUUCAAAAGUUAAAUGUUCCGUUUAAUUUAUUUUAAAAAAACCCUAUGCCACUGUGUUUUAACCAAACGAAAACAAAUCCCAGAGCUCUUCAGAACUCAACAUUUUUGUUAGCCUCAUUUUGUGAGCCUAUUGCAGGACACAAGCACCAGAAAGGAAAGGCCAGUCUACUGUUUUUUGUAAUGUAUAAGCAAGAAUGUACACCACUCCAACACCUCUAGAAAGUGAAUCCCCCUUCCUUCCCCACAAAAAGCCCCUGGACCUAUUUGUCUGCAAUUUGGCAGGCUAAAUCCACUCUGGAGAGGCUUAUGUGCCUGUUAAUUUACCCACAUUGGACAAAAGGGGAAAAUUUUACAGCCAUUUUUAGUUUCCCAUUAUAGUGAAUGAGGAACACAGAGGUCCAUUUUAGACAGAAAACCUUGGAACAGACCGAAGUGUGGGAGAACAGAGUGACUCAGAAACAGAUCAGAAUUUUUAAAAAUGCACAGUUGCACAUACAAGAUGGACCUUGGUGCCCAUGCACAUCCCUGGUGAAUGCAUGAAGGUGAGUUACAUAGUCAGGUAUGGAAAACCUGAAAUGCUUCUAGUUAUAUAAUAAUAAUAAUAAUAAUAAUAGGAACCUAAAUUUUGCCCUCAGGCUUACAUCCUAGCAGUGUAAACCUAUGUAUAUUAGUGUUAUGAGUUUGUGGGUGCUAGGCACCCUAAAUUCCUGAGUCCAUUAGGUGUUAGAAUUUCAUCAGUGCUUGGAGUGUUAAGACUGGAUGACAGACCCAUAUGCAUUAAGCCAGCGUGUAUUAAGCCCAAACUGUGUGUAUUAAGUUGUGGUAUUAAGUUGUGGUAGACCCAGCUAAUCCUUUAAUUAAGUCAAGUGUUGGGCACUACUUAGGCUAGGCUAAGCUUUCUGCACGAGGUGACAAAGCCAUUAAAAUGACAAAGCAUCAAAGGAACUCUGUGGUUGUGGCCCCUCCCUCAGCUCCAAGUUAGUUUGAAGAUAAAGCCACAGCUGAGAGAAGCUAGAGCUAGAAAACACUAUCCAACCAUCUCGUCCUCUGUCAUCCCCUUCUCCUUGUGCCCUCCAUCUUUCCCAGCUUCAGGGUCUUUUCCAGGGAGUCUUCUCUUCUCAUGAGGUGGCCAAAGUAUUGGAGCCUCAAGCUUCAGGAUCUGUCCUUCCAGUGAGCACUCAGGGCUUAUUUCCUUAAGAAUGGAUAGGUUUCAUCUUCUUGCAGUCCAUGGGACUCUCAAGAGUCUCCUCCAGCACCAUAAUUCAAAAGGCCCAGGUUGUACAUAUGUGUAAAUAAACCAUGUAUCAACUUUAAAAGGUAGCUCAGUCAGUAGAGCAGGAGACUCUUAAUCUUAGGGUCAUGGGUUCGAGCCCCACAUUGGGCAAAACGAUUCCUGCAUUGCAGGGAGCUGGACUAGAUAAAACUUGUGGUCCUUUCCAACUCCAUAAUUCUAUGAUUCUAUGAUCAUAAAGACACCACAGUCUCUGCUGUACUUCAUCCCCAAAAGGAAAUACAGACCCUGGGUAAGCCUACCUGGAGCCCCUGGAAUUUCUCGCAAUCAGAAAUUGGGGUGUUGUGUAACGCUAUCAUACAUUAAGUCUCACUGGCUUCAAUGGGCUUUACUUUCAGGUCAGUAAUGUAAAAAACAUACUACAAAAGGGAAAAGUUUGGGGAGGGAAGACUAAAUCCAGGUACAAGGCAAAACGGCCCCUGAGAAGACAGUUAUCGGAAAGGAGGGGCCUCCUUUAAAGGGAAGUUAUAUCAGUUAUAUAUACUUGAGCUCACAUUACAUUUUUCUAUGAUGGAUUAAACUAAAUCUCCAAUUUUUUAAAUUAUGUGAUAAUAAUAGGUUUGCAAAUGAGUGUAAUAAAUCAUGUGUAAUUAUUUCUCAUUACUCAUUCCAAAUGUUUUUUUCCCCCUUUAGCAGUGUUCGGUUUGUCACUGUAAGAUCUGAAAUUCAUAUACAGAAGAUACAGUAUUUUCACAACUUAGAAAGACAAAAUGAGGAGUCAGCACUCCUACUCUGUGCCUAGCUAAAUUUGAUUACUCACCUAUGCAAAGCCAGCCCGAAUUUCACUUUAUAGCUAACUGAUUUAGACUAGUAAGGUUAAGCUUUUCCUAGCAACUGAAAGAAUCUGCACUGCUAAAAACCGCAACGCUAAAACUAAAAAAGUGGCUGGAGAAGGCAUGGCAAGUGAUACUUGCCCAGUAUCUAUCUAUGGGCCACAGUGCCGCUGGGCAAGGGCAUCCUGUGCUUAUUGGGCCCAGAACAGGGAUUAUACCUCACCCAACAACAACUUAUUACUUAUCUCUCACCCAUCUGAUUGGGUUGUCCCAACCACUUUGGGUGGCUUCCAACAAAAUAUUAAAAAACCACAGCAAAACACCAAGCAUAAAAAACUUCCCGAUACAGGGCUGCCUGGGUCGAGGUUUUCCACUGCUCCACUAGAGAAUUUCCAGCUUCACCCUAGAUAUCCACAAAAGCACAAUGUACUAAUUAUAUAAAAUGAUCCUAGCUCUUCUUGUGAUCAGAACUUGCGUGCUUUUGAACUCACGGAAAGCAGAAUCUAAAAGGAAGAAUUUAUAGCUACCUAGCCUUGUAAGAGAGAAGGAGUGCUGACCUCUCCAUGGGUAGAGAUCAGUUUAGCCACUAUACCAAAGUAAGCAGACCUUGUGUGCUCUUAGGUAUCUCAAUGCUUUUGAAAUUUCAGACUUCAUCCUAACUGCAUGCUGUCAGAAGGCUGUAUAGUCUUCUCCAGCCUCUGCUCUAAAAAAAACACCAAAUGAAAGUACAUCCCCUGUGCUAAUUAUUGCUAAGGAAGUAUUCUGUUAGAUGCUUAGAAAUCCUUCACGUCACAAUCAUAAUUAAAAAUAAAGAAGUCUCUAUCAGCAUUUGCUGACUCCUUUACAUAUAAGACUGUCAAUUAAAUAACAAUCUAACAAUUCACAAGGCUUUCAUCUGUAUCUCCAAAUAAUUCCCCCCCCCCAAAGUAAAAUCUGGAUUUAUGAAACUCUUAAUGCAUGUGCAGGACAUUCAUGGCCGCCUAAGGCAGAAUAAUUUUCUGAGUAAAUCAACGUCAUUGCAUUGUGCAUAAAGAUCUUUAGAGACAGGAGAGUAUUAAGGCAUUAAAGAAGAAAAACUUGAAUUCCCCCUAAUCUACUGGUUUGCAGAACUGAGUCAACAUCACGUAGGAACUAUGCAAGUAUCCUGCUUUUCAGUAAAACAUAGCAUAUUAUUAAAAAGUCAAUGUACAUUACAGCCUAAAUUAAUUGGGGGGCGUGUUAGAGGCAAAAUAUGAAAAUGUUUAAAAAUUAGUGUGGGUAAAUAACUUCCUGAAUGGGUUUUUUUGCACAGACUAGUGAAUGUUCAGAUGCAUAUCAAGAUUGUGGCUUAAUGGGUUUUGACUGAACUGACUCUCCCACCCCAAAGUCCCACCCCACCCCCCAAAAUGCUGAUGAACCUUGGAGCCUUCACAAGCUUACAUCAACUUCCCAACAUCUCUUGGGGUGGGGAUAACUAAUACAAGAAAGUUAACUCUGUAUGUUUGUGUGUAUAAUAAAAAUUAUUAAUUCUUAAGUUAGUUGCCAUGAAUAUGUUCCAGUAAUUCCAUUACCCCAAAAAUAAUGGGUAGCACAUUUGAUCUCAUAAGCAUUUUCAACUACUGUACUUUUCUGUGUAUAAGACGAGGGUUUUUUUUUACCGUAAAAUAAUGUUAAAAACGUGCCUCGUCUUAUACACGGAUAGUGAAUGUGGGUGAUGGGUGAUUGGUUGCCACUGCAAGCAGGAGCUUGUCAGUGGUGAUUUGGUAUGUGAGAGUUGGCUGCUAAAAGUUCUGCUUUGGAUUUUCUGCUGCUGCACAAAUUGGUUGGGUGAUAGGUUGCUGAAUUGGCUGUCACUGCGGCAAUUGGGCGUUUGAUUUCCGGCUGCUGCUCUGAGAUGCAAGCAAUUGUUAGUGGUCAGCGUUUUUAAAUCUGGUUAGUUAUUUUCGGCAUCCCCCCCCCCAAAAAAAGAGCUCAACAACUCUGGGUCAUCUCCCCCCAUUUUCUUAAAUUUGAGUCCCCAAAAUAAUUUGAGUCUUAUACAUGGUGGUGUGUUAUACAUGGAAAAAUACGGUAUUUUUUAAAAGCAAUAUCCCCCCCCCCCCCAGUAUUUCUACUUGGCUUACAUAACUCAGGGCAGGGCAGGACCUGUGACACCCCUCCCCAUCUUUAAUGUACUUGAACUCCAGCUUCUACCAGCAGGAAGGAUGAAGGAAGUUGUAGAUCAGAGUUAGGGGACCACAGAUUCCACAUCUGUGUGGGUGUAGAAGAUUGGCCCAAAUUCCCCUUAGACAUUUUUGUUUUGGAAGGGUUUCUCUGAACAUAGUAAGGUAAAGGGACCCCUGACCAUCAGGUCCAGUUGUGACCGACUCUGGGGUUGUGGCACUCAUCUUGCUUUACUGGCCGAGGGAACCGGCGUACAGCUUCCGGGUCAUGUGGCCAGCAUGACUAAGCCGCUUAUUGCAAACCAGAGCAGUGCACGGAAACACCGUUUACCUUCCCGCCGGAGCGGUACCUAUUUAUCUACUUGCACUUGAUGUGCUUUCGAACUGCUAGGUGGGCAGGAGCUGGGACUGAGCAACGGGAGCUCACCCCGUCGCGGGGAUUCGAACCCCCAACCUUCUGAUCAGCAAGUAAUAGGCUCUGUGGUUUAACCCACAGUGCCACCCGCGUCCCGCUGAACAUGGAGAACCUUGAAAAAAGAAAAAAGGAAAAAAGACUACAUAUGCAUGAAGUACAGCAGACUUUAUAGGUCCAGAGGAUUCCCUUUAGUUUGAUACCUAAGGUUUUGCUUUAACUGCUACAUUUUUUCCACAACUGCUUCUUCAGCACUUCAAGACAAAACACUUCAUGUACUUGGAAGAGAUAAAAAGCUGCACUCGAGGGUACAGUACACACACACUGGCCCUGUGCUUUUCUUUUGCCUGCAAAGAGCAAUAUUUUCAUUCACAAAAGGGACACUUGAGAACAGCAGAGAUAAAAUGGGAUAGAAAGGCCAUACUCACCACAUUGACAUUAAAAGCAUAAAGCAGGUCAAAAGGAAGGGCAGCAAUUAAAUCAAUGAUGAACCAGGUAGUCACAUAGUGGAUACAAAUAGAUCUCGCUUCAAAUAUUACUUGGCCAGACUUGCUGACGUACGUUGUUCGGAAAUUUAAAAUAAUAUCUGCUUGAGAAAGAAACAAGUUGUCAGAGGCUGCUAUUUUUUUCCUUUAAAUGAUAAGUAAAGGACAAAAAAAAAGCAAUGCUCUUUAUUUAUCUCACAAUAAAAACCUGGGAGGGAAACACUUUUGGCAAAUAUUUUUCAGAUGUUUAGCAGGCCCUCCACACAGCACAGUGAAGACUUGCUCAGAAUGGAAAAGAUGAGUCAGCUGAAAGUAACUGAAUGGUGAGAGAUGGUGGGAACAAAUCAAAGCUAAGAAUUGCAGCGUGGUGACUUGCACAGUUUAUGUUUUUCUGUAUUACAGUUUAUGGCUGCAUUGCCUAUUGCCAUGAGAAAUGCUUUUGAUGUGGCAUGCUAGAGCAUGUUAAAAUCCAAACAAAAGUUCAGAUUCUGGCAGUUGUCUCAAUUGUUAUCAUGUUCCAGAAGAUGAGGACCAUAUAUUGUCCUCAGGCAUAUAGCUCCUACUGGUGUCAAGGAGAACAUUGCUCUAACAUCUACAGAAUGUCAAAAGAAUUUUGCUAGAAGCUGCAGGUCCUAGCAUUAUUUUAUUUUCCCUCUAUCAAAACUUGCACAGAGUUUAUAUAAUGCUUUGCUUGUAUCUGACCAUUUCAAUUCAUGUCACCUCAAUCAGAAAUUGCAUCUCUGCAAUUCAAUUUGCACCAUUCCCACCCCCACCCCCCCAGUAAUAGCACCAAUGGACCAGGCUGGGCAGCGGUUGCCUUUUCCUGAGAUAACUCAGAAUGCAAGAGAGUUUAAUUUUUUUUUUUUUAAUUAUUUUGCAAAAAGUGUGUUUGUGAGAAAGAGACUGCAAUGUAUGGUCUCUGAAAAGAAACCAUGAGAAAAAUGUUGUCAUGCUGAAGUUGGCUGAAACUUCACACACAUUGCCAUUUUUGCCUUAACUGAAAUACCACUGAUCUAGAGCCAUUUGGCACUAUGAAUCCCCUGGAUGUGCAGCAGGAGCUCUGCAGACAGGAAACUCCACAGGGCAGUGUGAAAUCCCUGGUGUUAAGUUGUGGGUGAACAUAUCAGACGACACAGCGAUUCUUCAAACAGCUCUUGUUUAUUCACAGGCCAGAACAGAACUGAACUGAAGGGUUCAGCCAGCCUGCUUAUAUAGAGCUCCAGUACAACGCAACAGUAACCAUUUUCUCUAACUAUCCAAUCACUGAACGUCACUUUCGAUCCCUUAUUUGCAUAUGUGGACCUGAGUGAAAACUAUCUACAGUAUCCCCCUGCUGGCCCAGGGUGAGAACUUCAGUACAUAACACCUGGUAGUGACAAGCAACUAUCAAGAGCUAUAGCUUGGCUUCUGGGUACAUCACAGUCUAUAUCGCUUGUGAACAGAAACCAUACAUCUGGAGGACCACAAGGGCCUAUUGUCUGUAGGCAUUUUUUUAAAAAAAUUACUAUAAAAAGAUGAACCAUGCUUUAGCCAUUUUUUAACAUGAAAAUGUCUUCAAUGUGCAGUAUGUUCUUAUGUGAGUCGACUCAGAAGUAGAUCCAAUGAAUUUAAAAUAAACCUCUGCUCAUCUACUCAAAAGUAAGUUCGGUGGGAAUCCCUGGUAAGGGUGCAUAGUAUUGAUUGAUGCUUAGAGCUUGUACUUUACACUAGAAAUGUAUUCUUCUUGGUGCAUUCAUUAAUCCAGCGAACCAUUUGACUCUAACAACGGUUCAAUGUAGUGUUAAAACUGGCACAAGGCAGGGGUUAAUUAUCCCCGGAACCUUUUCAAAUGUUAGUAAUCACCUAGCUCUGAAAUAUAUGUAAAAGAGGAGAGAGGGCAGCAAAGAGGAGGAAAUGUUUUGAAAUGGUCCUUUGUCUUCUUGUAUAUAUCAUGUUGCAGUGUAGCGACAGGCCACACCAUGGGUAGGCAAACUAAGGCCCGGGGGCCGGAUCCGGCCCAAUCGCCUUCUAAAUCCAGCCCGCAGAUGGUCCAGGAAACAGUGUGUUUUUACAUGAGUAGAAUGUGCCCUUUUAUUUAAAAUGCCUCUCUGGGUUAUUUGUGGGACCUGCCUGGUGUUUUUACAUGAGUACAAUGUGUGCUUUUAUUUAAAAUGCAUCUCUGGCUUAUUUGUGGGGCAUAGGAAUUCGUUCAUUUCCCCCCCAAAAAUAUAGUCUGGCUCCCCACAAGAUCUGAGGGACAGUGGACCGGCCCCCUGCUGAAAAAAAUUGCUGACCCCUGGGUCACACCAUUAACAGUUUUUUUGUAGCACCUUCAGUAAAGUUGUAAAGGCUUCCAAGCCACAACAGGGAAAAUAUUCCACUGCCAUCUUACAGUUGCUGUCUAUAACUUUUUCUUUUUUCUUUUUGUAAAGGCACAAGUGACUCAAUAUGACAGACAAGCUGCCAGGUUUUGCACUAUUUUACACUUCAGCUCUAAAGUGGCACAUGGCCUCUCUCUCUCUUUUCCCUGAGAGAAAAGGAAAAAAGGAAGGGCUUCGCAAGACAAUGUCAAGACAUGUCCAGCCUAUGUAGCACAAUUCCUCACAAAUUACCAUUAUAUUAUUAUUAUUAUUAUUAUUAUUAUUAUUAUUAUUAUUAUUAAUAUUAUUCCCUUCAUCUGUAGAUCUCAGGGCAGUUCACAACAUAAAUUACAAUAUAAAAAACACAAAAUACAGCCAGCCUUUAGGAUAUUUACAUAUUCUCAAUUCCCUCUUCCUGUCUGCUAGAUUUCCCAUUAUUCCCCUUGUUUGUUUAAUUUAAAAGCAUUUUUUUUUUAAAAAAAAACAAUAAUAGGCAGGCUACAAAAAUAACACAAAAGGCAGUAAAAGGUUUUAAUAAAAACAGUAAAGCAACGUUAUCAAAAAGGUAAAAACAAGGUCAAAAGAGGAAUUAGGAAUAGCAGGGUCCAAUCUUAUGGAUCGGGGAAAAUCCUUCUUGUUAAUCAUAAUUUAGAAUGACAUGUAGAUGCAGUGCUGGCCCAAGACAUUUUGCUGCCUGAAAUGGAGCCCAAGUUUAAGUUCCCCUAUAGUGUUCAGACUACACCAGUAAGAUGAAACAAUAAAUGGUUUAUUUCUGGGUUUCUUUUUACAUAGUUCUCAGUCUGAUAUCCACCUUGGAAACAUUUCCAUAAAGCACAGGCCUAGAGCAUGCUCAGUUCCAUCUUUUUUCCCUUUGGGCCACACAUUUUUUACACUCCUCCCCCUCUAGUGAAGAUACUGUCAGCAGCAUUUUUCUAUAUAGCCUACUGAUAAUAGGAAUAAAGAGGGGCCACCACUAGGGGCAGUGCUUUGAAAAAGUUUUGCUGAAACAUUCAGGCAUCAAUCUCCCCAUCUCAAUAGGGACUAAAGCAGGUGAAAGGAACAGACAUAGGAGCCAACUCCUAGGGGCUAAGGUCCCUUUGGCCCUCCCAAUAAAAUAUUUGAGUGGGCCAGCCCUCCCUGAAAUUGAUGGGCACUGCCAUUCAAAUGGGGUGUGUGCACCAUGUCAUGUGAUUGAUUGUGUGGGUUGGGGCUUACCGCCCCCAUCCCCCACACCAAGAAAAACAUUUUAGUCAAGUUGGCAUCCCUGGGAACAGACAUGAUAGGACUGACAAUGUGAGAUGACUUUGACAAAUCCCCCCACAAACUUUCUAAAGUAAAAUAACGCUAAUCGUUUCCACUUUGGGUUCUUAAUAUAAUCUAGAUUAUAAACUGGGGACCAUAUAACUCUCUAAUAUCAGCAGGGGAAAGAAUUUGCUCCAGUGAGGCACGCUCGUGGUGCCAGACUCCAAUUUGCACACCAAGGUUUUCAAGGAAGUCCUGCUAUGCCAUCCCUGGAUGCGACUGAAGGUUCUGCCUAGGUCAUUAAGCUGGAGAUAGACGGGCUGUUUUAGCUUCUGUGCUCAGAGGUGUGCAAAUAUCAUCCUUGAAUGUGCACAUACAGCAUCUAAUGCUAAUAUGGCUUGUGACAAGCAUGUCAGGUUUCAUAAUUGCUUUUUCUCAGCCCUACUUCCUGAUUUGCUUAUAAAUAUACAUAAGAUCCUAGUUCCUUUUGUGGCCAACUAUUAUGCCUGCAGAGUGUUACCACUAAAGAGUUUCUGAUGAAAAGCAAUCAAAGCACUGGAACAUUUUCACUGGGCAUAUUGUUCUUCACCCCUUUGACUUUUUUACUCAAUCAGGCAAUUCUGGCAAAUUUUGAACUUUUCUUCAGCAAUGGCUUUCCCCCCUACAUUUCUUUCUUGCUGUCACUGAAUAGUCAUUAUUCUACAAAAGUCACAUCCAGAGAAGAUUAAUUAGGCUUUACUUCCCGACCUUCUAAAAGCUGCACAUUUAUUUAAUUGGUCUCAUUGCUAUUUGUUUUGUUUUAUUUUUCAGAUGCUUAAGAUGUGGUGACUUUGACAGAUUUCCCCAUAAAAUUUCCACAGUAAAAAAAGAAAAAGAAAAAAGCACCCCUAAGUAAUAAUUUUCAAGUUUAGUUCUUAAUUAAAGUACAGUAUUCCAGCCUGUUUAGAAAUAAAAUUGGGGCAACAUUCAAAGCCUGGUUUAUCAAUCAGAUUAAACCUACAAAUCAGGAGCACUCAUUCAUUACAAGGAAAGGGAGAAAGCCGACCAUUCCUGCUGAGAAGAAAUAGAUAAAUAGCCACUUUGGUCUAUUCUAGUAAUGGAAAACAUGACAACAGACCUAAACAAGAGAUUAGAAGAUAGCUAUCUACUUAUUGAGCUACCAUGAUUCAGUUUUCUAAAUGUAAAAGCCAACUAAGAGUCACAAAAAGUAAUUUAUUAUUAUUGACCUGUUUCAAAACGUAUAUAGAAUGUGAUUAUAACUUCACUUACUUGGGAGUAAACCUCAUUGAUUUCCAUAGGCCUUACUUCUAAGUAGACAUAGAAUCAUAGAGUUGGAAGGAACCACAAGGGUCAUGUAGUCCAACUCCCUGCGGAAAGACCCUGAGAUAAAAAGUCUCAUGCUCUACUAACUAUAAGUUAUUUUGCCUGCAUGGUUAGGACCUAUAAAUGACUCAGAUUAAGGAAUUGAUAGGAUGCUCAUCAAAUUUGCAGAUGACACCACACUAGGAAGAGUAGCUAAUACUUCAGAAGAUAGAAUCAGGAUUCAAGAUGACCUUGCAGAACUGGGCUGAAACUAACAAAAUCAAUUUUGGUAGGGUUCACCUGACUUGACAACAGUACACGUGAAAAGGAUCUAGGGGUCUUAGUAGACCACAAUCUCGACACGAGUGAACUGUGUUAUGUUGCAGCAAAAAAGCUAAUGCAUUUCUUGGUUGCAUCAACAGUAAUGUCCAGAUCAAGGGAAGUAAUAGUACAAUUCUAUUCUGCCUUGGUCAAAUCCCAUCUGGAUUACUGUGUCCAGUUCUGGGCACCACAGUUUAAGGAGGAUAUUGACAAGCUGGAAUGCAGGCAGAGAAGGGUGACCAAGAUGAUCACAGGUCUGGAAACCAAGCCUUCCUUAUGAGGAACAGUUGAGGGAGUUGGGCAUGUUUAGCCUGAAGAACAGAAGUCUGAGAGAAGCUAUGAUAGCCAUCUUCAAAUGUCUGGAGGGUUGUCUCAUGAAGAUGGAGCUAACUUAUUUUCUUCUGGAUUCAAAUUUACAAGAAAGGAGAUUCCAACUGAACAUUAGGAAGAACUUUCUGACACUGAGUCUGGCAGUGGAAUGGACUACCUCGGAUGGUGGUAGACACCCCCUCUUCAUUGGAGGUUUUUAAACAGCGCUUGGGUGGCCAGGGAUUCUUUAGCUGCAAUUCCUGCAAGGGAUUGGACUAGAUGAGCCUCAAGGUCCUUCCAAACUCUACAAUGCUAUGAUUCUAUGGUCCCCACUUCCCUGUUUCAAAAUGGCGCUCUGUGUGUGUGUGUGUGUGUGUGUGUGUAUUCCUACUUCAAAGUCCACAUUUGAUUGCCCACUAUUGUGAUAAUUAUGUUCCUGAAGUCAUUGUGUUCCUGAAGUCAUUAUGUUCCUGAAUAGGCUGUGUUUCUGCACUUAUGCUCCUGAAUAAACAUCCAUGUAAUCUGAAACACGGAAGAAGGGAACAUUCAUAGAAAUUAUAAGGGAUUAUAAACACUUUCAUUGUUUCUGCUUUCUUCCUACUUACUAAGGCUUUCAAUCUACAACAAUUCUUUUUUUAAAAAAACAAACAAACCCCAAUAAUUUUAUUAAUCUAGAUUUCCAAAAGAGAGCCUACAAAAGAGAACCAUAAAACAAAUAUAAAACAGAUCAGAAACAUCAGAAACAAAAGCUUUUGAACUUCUGCUUUUAAAUCUACAACGAUUCUGAGCUUUUUAAAUACUCCUGUGAUGUGGAUUCAUGCUGAAACCCUUGACCUCAAAGAAGUUGCUCCAGUAAAGUUGGGUCAAUAUGGUGUCCAAAAUGGCUAUCCUUUUUGGACAGCCCUCUUUUUUAUUUUUUUAAGGAAUGUUUCCCCAUUCUUCAGCUAUGAUUAUGCAGAUGGGAGGAGUGGAAUCUAAAGCCCUUCCACAAGGUAAGCAACACAUGCAGAUAAAGAAAAACAACUACAAAAUCAGUUUCACAUUCAUAGGUAAUUUUUAACAUAUCAUGUUUCCUAUCAGCGCAUGUCUCAGGCUGGAAAACUGGGGGUUGUUUUAAAUCAAUCCACCCAUCUGCAUUUUCUAAAACUCCACCUCACAUUAAGUGACUUGUGAAUGCCUUCCCAAAGUUUAAAAGUUCCCAUGUUAAAUUCUGGCAGAUCUGAAAUAAUUUUUUAACAUUCCAUAAGACUGUCAUUGUGAGAUACAUCUCAAAUUGCCUAAUGAAAACAUGCUGAUCUGGAAGGUGGUAAGAUCAGGGAUAGCACAGUUGCAGAAGGUUGGGCAAGAUUAUCUUCAUGGUUCCUUCCAACUCUACAGUUCUAUGAUUCUUUGAUUCUAUAAUCCUAUUUUGCAUUAUAAAUGUACAUGUACCAAGCUACCAAAGUUAAAACACUGGCAUCUGUCAACUAGGCCAUGCACAGAUGUUGAAUGAUUUAAAAAACCUCUGCCUGUGCAUCUCUUCUGUACAGUCUCCCUCUCUGCUGACUCUGGCUUUACAGAGUGGCCAUCGUAAUUGCUUACCUGCAGGCCUCAGACUUUCUCGUCUACAGGGCCUGACAAGGCAAUGAAAUUUCUGACAUACCACCAUUCAAAAAUAUUCAAACAGAUACAAGGCAGGCAUGAGAUGCAAUAGUAUAACAGACAGAAAGAGCUGAGAUGAAGAAUGUCCAUUUCUUUAUGUCCUUGUCAUAAACGCCAUGAAAUUUGUGCAUGGAUGAAAUAAUGAAAGCGGGUGGUGUUAAAUUGCCCCGCCAUGUGGCAGAAGAAAUCAGUGGUGGGUCUGUAUAUCUCAGCCAGUAAUUUCUUAUUCUUUCUCUCUGUGGCUUCAGUUAAAAAUUAAGGUGACUCCCAUCUUUGUUGUUUGUUCAUAGUUGCUCUGCACAAUAGCAUAUUUCCCUUAAAAUACUCUAAAAUACUCUAAAAACCCCACUACAAAACAGUAUACAUUUUUCUCAAACCCAAAUAAGAGUUGGGGGAGAAUAGACAGUAUCUGGAUCUCGAAGGAAUUGACGCAGAGUUUAAUUAAAUCUGAAAUUCUCCCACAAACUGUGUCUGACCACAAUCCAGUACUCAUAGAGAUAAAGGGAAAAGAUGUUAGAGCGUUCAGAUGGAGAAUGAAUGAAUAUUUAUUCAAUGACCAAAAGAUUGUAAGCAAGGCAAAAGAAACAAUUGAAGAGUACUUCAAGUGGAACUUAAACAAAGGGACAGCUAUAGAAACGGUUUGGGAUGCAGGAAAAGCUGUCAUGAGGGGUUUCUUAAUCCAGAAAAAUAGUCACCUAAGAAAAGAAAAAGAGAAAAAGAAAGAAGAGAUCCUAACACAGCUUAUGGAAAAUGAAGGAAAAUUAAUUAUUAAACCAGGAGAGGAGACAAUAAAACAAAAUAUAAAGAUACUACAAGCUCAAUUUACCAUGAUAGUAAAUCAGGAGAUUGAGGGGAGAAUUAAAAUGAUGAAACAAAAGAGCUUUGAAUCAGCAAAUAAAAUAGGGAAAUAUUUGGCGUGGCAAUUAAGAGAAAGGAAAAAACAAAAUACGAUCUGCAAGAUAAGAGAUGGAGAAAGGAUAGUGGAAGAACCAAAAGAAAUAAAAAGGAUAUUUCAGAAAUACUAUAAUGACUUAUAUAAAAGAGGAAAGGAAACAGACUAUGAAAUAGAACGCUAUUUGGAAAAACACCAUCUACAACAGAUUGCAACGGAAGAAAAAGAGCUAUUAAAUCAGCUGAUUACAGAAAAUGAGAUAAGGAAGGCAAUAAAUAAAAUGAAAAUUGGAAAAGCGCCAGGGCCGGAUGGUUUACCGGCCAAAUAUUAUAAAGUAUUAAGCGACCAACUAUGUCCAACUCUAUGUGAAGUCAUGAACAAUACCAUAAAUGAAGGAAGGAUUCCGAACACAUGGAAGGAAGCCUAUAUUACAUUAAUUCCUAAAAAAGAUGCAGACACCUUAGAAGUGAAGAAUUACAGGCCGAUUUCGCUAUUAAAUAACGACUAUAAAUUGUUUGCGGAUGUAAUGGCAGAAAGAUUAAAAAAGGUAUUAAAUAGUAGAAUACAUAAAGACCAAACGGGCUUCCUUCCAGGGAGACAAUUGAAGGAUAACGUAAGACAUGUAAUUGACAUCAUUGAAUACUUGGAAAGUAGAAUAGAUAAACAGGCGGCACUGAUAUUUAUUGAUGCCGAAAAGGCAUUCGAUAAUGUCUCUUGGCGCUUUUUGACAGAAAAUUUGAAAAUGAUGGGGAUGGGAGAAAGAUUUAGAAAAGGCAUUGAAGCUAUCUAUUAUGAGCAAAAAGCAAAGCUGGUAAUAAAUAAUACUACAUCAGAAUUUUUUGACAUAUCCAAAGGGACUAGACAAGGAUGCCCCUUGUCUCCUUUGUUGUUUAUAACAGUAUUGGAAGUAUUUACUAAGAAACUGAGGGAAACAACAGAAGUUAAAGGAGUCAAGGUAGGAACUAAGGAACACAAAAUCAAAGCUUAUGCGGAUGAUAUCGUAUUAACACUAGAAGAUCCAAAAACAGCGUAAAAGAAGCCCUACAAAAAUUUGAAGAGUUCGGUGCUGUGUCAGGCCUUAAAGUUAAUAAGAAUAAGACCAAAAUGCUAACCAAAAAUUUAACCAAAGAAGAUACUGUAGAUCUAGAACAAAAGACGGGAAUUAUGAUAGCAAAGAAGGUGAAGUACCUUGGAGUGUGGAUUACAGCUAAAAACAUUAACUUAUACAAGGAUAACUAUGAGACUACUUGGAAGGAUAUUAAGAAAGAUUUAGAAAUCUGGGAGAGAAUGAAACUAUCCUUCUUGGGGAGGAUAGCGGUUAUUAAAAUGAAUGUCCUCCCCAGAAUGCUAUUCUUAUUUCAAACCAUCCCUGUACUUAAAGGGUUAAAGCAGUGUAAAGAAUGGCAAAGAGCCUUGGCGAGGUAUAUCUGGCAGGGAAAAAGACCGCGAAUAAAAAUGAAAAUACUGGUCGAUAAAAAAGAAAGAGGGGGCUUCUCCCUACCGGAUUUAAGUAUAUAUUAUGAAGCGGCAUGUAUACUGUGGCUGAAAGAUUGGAUAAGAUUGGAGAAUAGGGAUAUCUUGGACUUGGAGGGCUUUGAUAACAGGUACGGGUGGCACUCGUACCUGUGGUACGAAAAGGUGAAAGUACACAGAGGCUUUCUAAACCAUAUUUUUAGAGGACCAUUACUCCAAGCAUGGGAAAGAAAUAAAAACCUAUUGGAAAGGAAGACCCCUUGGUGGAUUUCACCAAUAGAGGUACUGACUGUUAAAAAAAUCAAUAUGGAAGGGAAGAACGCCACCUAUGAAGAACUUACACAGAAAACUGAUCAAGGCAUAAAACUUAGACCGUAUGAAGAGAUAAAAAACUCAUUUACGGGGUGGUUGCAAUACCACCAGGUAAAUGACUUGCUAAAGGAAGAUAAAAAGAAAUCAGGAUUUGAAGAUAAAAAAUCCAAAUUUAAUGUGGAAGUGAUAGAAGGUAAGAAUAAAAUACUGUCUAGAAUAUAUGAUAUUCUACUGGAGUGGCACACAAAAGACGAGGAGGUGAAGGAGGCCAUGAUUAAAUGGGCGAUAGAUAUUGGUUAUAACAUCAACUUUGAGAGGUGGCUGGAAUUGUGGAAUACUAACAUGAAGUUCACGGCGUGUACGGCAUUAAAAGAAAAUCUGUGGAAAAUGAUCUAUAGGUGGUACCACACGCCAGUGAAGCUGGCCAAGAUGUAUAGGUUGAAAAAUAAAAGAUGCUGGAAAUGCGGAGAGGUAGAAGGCGACUUCUACCAUAUGUGGUGGUUAUGCAGCAAAGUGAAAGGCUUUUGGGAGUCGAUCUAUAAUGAACUUUAAAAAAUCCUUAAAUAUACCUUUCCCAAAAAGCCCGAAGCUUUCCUGCUAGGAAUGACGGGUAAAGAAAUCAGAAAAGAAGAUAAGAUCUUAUUUCUAUAUGCCACAACAGCCGCAAGAAUUAUGUUAGCACAAAACUGGAAAACGGAGGCUAUACCUAAUAUAAAUGAUUGGCAGGUUAAAGUGAUAAACUAUGCCGAGCUCGCUAGAAUAACAGGAAGACUAAGAGAUCAAGACGAACAGAAAUUUCAUGACAAUUGGAACAAAUUUUUGAAGUAUAUGGGAACCAAUUUUCAGACGACACUGGCGGGGUUGGAAUAACUCUAACAGCAAGUGAUUAUUAGGUAAAAGAGAUAAAAUACGUGACCGUAAAACUUAUUCGAUACUUACCAAAGGAGUGGAGGGAAGCUCAAGGCUCGGCAGAGCCUAAAGCAACUCUGUAUUAUAUCUAUGAUUUGUAAAAACUUUGUAUAACACUUAUGAUUGGUGGAGUGGAUAUGAUUUGCAUAAGCCAUGUAACGGACUUUGUAUACGUUUAAUUGCACUUAUUUAUAAAACUAAUAAAAAAUUAAAAAAAAAAAAUACUCUAAAAUAAAUUCCACUAGCAUUCCUGGGACUGAAGCAUCCUUUAUGAAGAAACCGCCUUAAUGAUACAUCAGAUCAAUAGUGUGUGUAUUAGACUUUGAGCCUUCCACUCAAAGAAACAUUUCUCCAAAUGCUAUUGGUAGCUGCUCUGAGUUACUGGGAGGAGAGAAAGGCACAAAACAAAUACACACCAAAAUUGGGGGGGGGGGUAUCUAAGUGGUAGAGCAUCGGUUUUUAAUGAAGAAGGUCCCAGGGUCAAACCAGGCAUGACGUUAAUUUCAAAGAACCCUCCCAAUUUUAACUCUAGUUAAGACAUAAUGAAAUGUUACAUCAGCAUAGGCUUAACUUCAUUAUCCUUCAUUGUUAUUCUCUAUUUGCAUAGCAAUAGCAACUACCCUAGUAAAUUGUAUGCACAGCAGCCCAGCCUGGUGUUGUACAGGGAAGAAGACAUCUUUCUACACCCUGUACAAGUUAUGUGUACUGGAGAAUAAUAUAUUAGAUGGAUAGCAUCUGUGGUUGGUGAAAGAAGGCAAAUUCUAAGGCAUUAGUCAAUGAUGGAUUUAAUGGAUGAAUUUGUGAAUAAUGCAGCUAAUUCUCUCAGUUCAUCUCAGGUGUUGAUAGGAAAUGUGAGGUGCUUUUUUUUUUUUUUUUAAGUAAAACCUAGUCAUCAGAAUUCCGAAUUCUACCCUCAGCCUCGGUAGGAGAAUGUAGGAGAAUGAACUAUUCUUAGAGGUAAAGGGACCCCUGACCAUUAGGUCCAGUCAUGACUGACUCUGGGCUUGUGGCGCUCAUCUCGCUUUAUUGGCCGAGGUAGACGGCCUACAGCUUCCGGGUCAUGUGGCCAGCAUGACUAAGCCGCUUAUAGUGAACCAGAGCAGCACACAAACGCCGUUUACCUUCCCGCUGGAGCAGUAUCUAUUUAUCUACUUGCACUUUGACGUGCUUUCGAACUGCUAUGUUGGUAGGAGCAGGGACCGAGCAACGGGAGCUCACCCCGUCGUGGGGAUUCUGAUCAGCAAGUCCUAGGCUCUGUGGUUUAACCCACAGCGCCAUCCGAGUCACUCCCUAGUAAAAUUCUUACUCCUUAGUAAAAUUCUUAAAGGUAAAAGGUACCCCUGCCCGUACAGGCCAGUCGUGUCCGACUCUAGGGUUGUGUGCCCAUCUCACUUAAGAGGCCGGGGGCCAGCGCUGUCCGGAGACACUUCCGGGUCACGUGGCCAGCGUGACGAAGCUACUCUGGCGAGCCAGCACCAGCGCAGCACACGGAAACGCCGUUUACCUUCCUGCUAUAAAGCGGUACCUAUUUAUCUACUUGCACUUAGGGGUGCUUUUGAACUGCUAGGUGGGCAGGAGCUGGGACUGAAAGACAGGAGCUCACCCUGCCGCGGGGAUUCGAACCACCGACCAUGCGAUCGGCAAGCCCUAGGCACUGAGGUUUUACCCACAGCGCCACCCGCGUCCCUGAGUAAAAUUCUUACUCCCUAGUAAAAGCAGCUAGAACUAUAAGGUUAAAUAAAUCAGAUAAGCUAUGCAGCAUAAUGGCUAGAAUGCAGAGCUUGGAUGUGGGGUAACUCAAGACUCAAAUACAUGUUCAUUCAUGAAGCUCAUAGAAAUCACCACUUGGAAGGACUGUUGUCAAGGAAAGUCAGUGGUAGAGCAUUUGUUUGCAUUCAAAAAAGUCACUGGUUCAAUUUCCAGGUUAGACUGGGAAAGACUUCUGAUUGAAUCCUGGGGAGCUGCUGCCAGUCUGUGUAAAUCAUGUUGAGCCAGAUGGACCAAAGAUAGCUUCAAGUGAGUUUAAUCCACUUGUGGCUCUGAUCAUAGAGUAAGGGUUUCCAUGACUACCGUCUGACACUUGUGCAAGUUUGCCUUGAUAUACAAACAUCAAACUGAUACCAUGAUUCACAGACCCCUUUCAUAGUCAUGGACCCUGAUCAUUUUGUAACUAAAGUCAAUGCAAUGGAUAACUUUCAAAUGGAGAUUCGGGAUUUCCCUGAAGCCAUACCCUUAAAGCUUGACUUCCCAAAUAUGUGAGGCUUCUCUGAAAUUAAUCAGAGGGAAAGGUGCUCUGCAUAUGCUCUAACUAGGGAAGGGAUGGCUUAAAAUGCAAGUAUACCAGCUUAAAUGCCUUGUCAGUCAGUUAGUGAUGCCUGGUAAUUUGACAGGCAUCUAUCAUCUGUACUUUGUACAGAAAAAGAGAAACAGUCCAAUAUAUAUUGAUGACUAAAGAUGGAAAUCCAAGUGGCACCUUCACUCCCCCUUCCCCUGCCACAAUUUAUUAUUCUUAUUUUCAUCAACGGAUCAAUUCCAUUCACUUCUACUUAGCCGUUAAGUCCUACUGAAUUUAGUGUAGCUUUCUGCUAGGUUAGUGUACACAGGAUUACAGCCUAAAUCACUAACUCCUUCCCUUUGAUGGCACAACAAAAUAUGCUGUCUCAGACGGUCUGUUUUGCUCUGCCUAACAGUAUGGUCAGCCAUGCCAGAAAAUACCGUAUUUUUUGCUCUAUAAGACUCACUUUUUCCCUCCUAAAAAGUAAGGGGAGAUGUGUGUGCGUCUUAUGGGGCGAAUGCAGGCUGCGCAACUAUCCCAGAAGCCAGAACAGCAAGAGGGAUCACUGCUUUCACUACGCAGCAAUCCCUCUUGCUAUUCUGGCUUCUGAGAUUCAGAAUAUUUUUUUUCUUGUUUUCCUCCUCCAAAAACUAGGUGCGUCUUGUGGUCUGGUGCGUCUUAUAGAGCGAAAAAUACGGUAAAUACAGAUAUUUGAAUGCAGCAUUAUUUCUUCUUGUCAAAAACCUAUAGUUAUUUUCAGAGCCACAAAAUGAGCAAAGCAGAAAGAGAAGAGGUGUGUCUUACCUAUGAUAAAAAGAAUUUCCACUGCAAUGUCACUGACAGUUGUGCUUCGGGUUGUAGAUAGAUCAUCGUUGCCAAUAAAGCAAACAUUGUAAGGUACAGUCACGGCAACAUAAAACGUCGCCAAUAAAAUAAGCCAGUCCCAGCCAGCUUUGAAAGUGCUAAAAUGCAAAAGUAUGAAUUUCGACUUUUUUGCAUCUGAAACUUUGUAUUCUGGAAAUGCUGGUUUAUCUACAAAAACAUUCUGGAAGGGAAAGAGAGAAAGAGAAUCAAUAUAUAAUGCAUCAGUUCUUAUUUGACAACUAAUGGAAAACUUUUUGGUAGUCUUACAACUUUGUAAAAGCUGCCCUCCCCCACCCACACAUUGCCCACCAAAGCUAAAUUUGCCAAUAUUGUUCCUUUAAUCCUCCUUCCAUGGGCUCAGCAUAAUCGCACUUCACAUUAAUGUACUGCAGGGUUAUUUUAACUGUAAGGGAGGAGAAUGGAAACACUUUCUGCCAGAAAUGGAAAGGGAAAAUCCUCGAUGCUAACUCAGUAAAGAGGCCAAAAGUGCUCCAGAGAGCGGCUGUUGCAUUAUAAAUCCAGAGAAAAUGCAUGGUGCUGCUCCUGAGAGGUGCUGUUACCAGCAUAAGCUGGCAUUUUCAGUUUAGCUACAGCCAUUUCUGAAGCAUCCAUUACAGAACUCUUGACCUUUUAAACUGACUGUUCAUGUAAUAAUUCUUGGCUGACUUGCCCACCUCGGGUAUUAAAAAAUAAUGCUUGGCAAUACAACACUAAAGCCAUACUUUCUGUCUCUUUAUUGUCGUAGCUGCAAAAAAGGGUAAAUCGUUUUGUGUGUUGUUGUUUCAGCUGUAGGCACUGAUGUCAGAGUACUUUGCUAAGUAUGAACACAAUCUAACCAAAGUUAAGUAAAGUUUAGUAAAGUCCCAAGCUUUGCCCAAGUAGGUGGUAAGUUAGAAAACCAAGCCUUAUGAGGAAUGGUUGAGGGAGCUGGGUAUGUUUGGCCUGGGUAAGAGGAGAUAUGAUAGCCAUCUUCAAAUAUCUAAAGGGCUGUCACAUGGAAGAUAGAGCAAGCCUGAUUUCUCCUGUUCUGGAGCUUAGAACCCGAACCAACAGAUUCAAGUUACAAGAAAGGAGACUCGGACUAAACAUCAGGAAGAACUUUCCGAUGGUACAAGCUGUUCAAAAGUGGAACAGAUUCCCUUAGAAGGUAGCGGACUCUUUUCUUCCUUGGAGGUUUUUAAGCAGAGUUUGAGUAGCCAUGGAUGCUUUGCAGGGGGGUUGGACUAGUAAACCCUAAAGGUCCCUUCCAAUUCUAUGAUUCUAUAAUAAAAAGAACAAGGAUGGGGAUGGUGCGUCCUGUGGGAGUGGCAUGCUGAUGUAGAGCCCAGAAAGCCCAGAAAUAGGUUGUCUGGAGGCAGGUGGCUUUGAGACUUCUGAAUCUAAAGCCCUGUGAAUUCCCUAAAGGGCUCCUCAGUGACACCAGCCUGGAGCUGGCAUAGCAAAAAAUAAAAAUAAAAGCCCACCAUCACACCUCCCAUCCUGGCUGGUGCAUGUUUAACAGAGUUUCAGAUGUGGCAGUGAAUCUAAAAUUCUCUGCCUUGCCCUGCUGCUUUCUGAUCUCAGGGUGAAUUGUUCUGCUCAUCUCAUAAAUUCCAAGGGGUGGAUUAAGCAUAUGUUUACAUUAUAUUAUUAUUUUCAUCAGAAAAUAUUAAAUACACUUAAUAUUUACAUAUUAAAUAUCAAGCCUUUCUUUCCCAGGAUCAUCUCACCAUAAUUAAAAAUUAAAAUUCAGAGAACAACAAAAUACAACCUCCAACAAGUUCCGGGCUCAAUAUACCCUCCAUUUGAGAAAUUUACUACAUGUCAUUUUAUUACGUUCAAUGACCAGUAUUAAGAGCAAAACACCAAUUAAAAUUUUGUGGAAGCUGAAAACAAGAUAAAAUGAAAUAAAAUCACAUAUACAUUAAAAAGCAGUUAUGGGUGAUCAUUUAUCUGUCAGAGUGGAAAACCUUCUGACCUAGAAGUGUCCAUUGGUCAAUAUAUUCUAUAUUAUACUAAUAUAUAACGGGUGCUAACUAUUAUAUGUCAUAUUUUGAUUGCUGCUGCACAAAAUUUGGCCACUUUGUGUGUUAUAGCAGGAUUUUUAUCAAGGAGCAACAGAGUGGCAAGAAACUGACCAGAGCAUCCGCUAUAUUUCAACUUCUCAGUCAUGCAAGCUUUUAAAAAAACAUUUUAAAGACAUGAACUCAUGUCUUUGGCUUCCUGGUUGCCAAAAUGUCUUUCCCAGCUUGAUGUGGAUUAAAACAAGCAAAACACAAGUACAGGACAAGCAAAAAGUGGGGACGCAAGAGCAAAGUAAUGUGUUAAUCAAUGCACACAAUUAAAAUUGUAUCCACUUGUAGCUGAGAUUGCAUUAGGGCAUCUUGUAGAAGCAUUAGUCCAAAGGUCUGGUGUCAAAAGAAACCAGCCUACAAAAACAGCAAGUGUAUUUUGUAGGCUUACUUGUCAGCUGUGGUUACUUAGAGAUGUGCAUCAUGGAAGCCUUAGCAGAGACUAUGAUUGCAAUUAAAGCACAAGAAGAUCGAUUUAUGUAUUCUACCAAGCUACACACAUCCAUUUCAAAUCCAGGGAGAAAUCUCCUCAGCUUCUAGGUUUUAUUUACAACAGCAAUGAUUUGAUUCAAAGUCUUGCUGCCAAUUAAAGGGAGACUGAAAGUAAUGAAUUACUAAAAAUACCUCAUGCUUUAAACUUGCAAUGGAAAUAUGAGCAACUGUGCUAAAACAUUCCAGUUCUAAACGCUGCUGCCCUGGUUCAGGGAAUGUGUAUCUUUCCAAACUGACAUGCAUGGUGAAAAAUAUUUUGUGCGUGUAGCUCAACAGUUAAAGAAGGAGGUGGGUGGGAAGAAGGCAACCUCCACAAGUAUCAAUUAGCAAGAUGAUGAGCAGCCCAGCAUUUGGGAGGAAGGGUGUGUAGUAUGACACUGUAUCUUUCCAUAGCACACAGGCAUAAGAAAUGGGAGAAAAGCAAGUGAAAUGUUGAAUGCUGCAAGAGUAUCUUAUGUCCCUUUUCAGAGCCAAACUGUAUAUGAUGCUAAAUGCAUUGUUAGCCAUCAUCUCUAUGCUUUUUAAAAUAAAAUAAAAUAAACAAACAGCCCGUUAGCAGGUUUAACUCUUUCCUCCCUCACUGUAGUCCAAAUUAAAAUCCCACCCCACAUUCCAUGGGAGUGGUAACCUCUACUGGUACCAAGGGGACCUUUCCUUCCAAGCCUAGUAGUAGGCACAGGUGGGGGGCAUUUUUUUAUUAGGACAUUGAUAGAGGAAAGGAUCAAAUCUGCUCUUCAGUUGCUAACAAUGCAUUUGCCCCAACACCUGUGAAGAGGACUCAAGAGCCAGUAUAUUAUUCAAAUAUAACACGAGAUGAUCUGCAAAGCAAGAGCCAAUUAAUAAGUGAGGGCAAGGAAGUUCAUUCAUUGCUUAGAGGAGAGCACCCCUCUUAUCAUCCCCUGAGCAUGCCAUUCAGUGAUAAUUAUUAUUAUUAUUAUAUUUAUUUAUACCCCACCCAGAGUGGCUGGGGUACAACAAAAUAUUAAAAUACAAUAGUCUGUUAAACAUUAAAAGCUUCGCUAAACAGGGCUGCCUUCAGAUGUCUUCUAAAAGGUACUUCAUUAAAGGUACAUUAAAGGUACUUCAUCCCUCCUUCUUGCUAGAUGAGCCUUGAGGAGUGAGGACCAAACAUGUACAGAAAAGCAUUCACCCAAAUGUCCCGGCCCAUCCCUGUAGGCACCCCGAAACCACUUCCCCCUAGUCUGGGGCUAUAGUUGAUUGCUCCCAUGAACCCACAACCCUAUAAUGCCUCAGGGUGGCAUAGGAUUUCAUCUUAAUUUGCUCAGCUGCCUGCACUAAAUACCACCCAAGGUGAUCAGCUUCUACUUGUUUGACUCCACCCAACCACAUAAGAAAAGGAGGGGUUGGAGUAGCCCUAAAACUGGCCUGGUCCACUCCCCCAUGAUUGGUCACCUCACCCCAGGUCACAUAUUUGCCCCCCCCUUGGGAAAUUCAUUUCAGAGUCUCAUUCAGGUAAGGGGUUGGUACAGCAAUUUCAGUCCUGUUAAUAGUGGGAACACCAUUAGUAUCGCAUCUAGUUUGGCUCUCAGAGAGGGGCUCUGAACCCACUGUAUAUGAAAUUGUACCAUUCAUAUGAGAGCACGCCUCUGACAUUACCGGAGGUUACAUUAUCUAUGUGAGUUCUACACAUCCCUAGGCUGUCCCUACUUAAUAUGGAAGUUCCUCCUUAGGUAAAACUUUUGCAGAAUACUAAGGAAGUCCAAAGGAGUUUCAACAACACUACAACAUUUCUAGGAGAAGGAAAACAAUCAAAUUCCUAACACAAGGGAUUAGGGUAUUCUGAAUUGGCUCAAACUCCAGAGAAGCUUGGAGAUUGUGUGCAUCCAGCAGAGAAAUUCCUUAUAUACUACAUUAGAAUCAGUUUUAAGAACUUUGCUAAAGAAAAGAAAACAUAAAGAAGCUUGCAGCUGUGAAAAUGAAUGGCAUUGAUCUGCAAGCUUAUGUGUCACCUAUAUGAAUAGCCAAGGUCCCAGCCAGCCUCUAUUGUGUUCUACCCUUGUCUUGUAAUAUAGCUCAAUUCAUUCUCUAUAAAAAUAUUAUACUGGCAUAGUUUUUUGCUUUAUAUAUUGACCUUCCAUAUUGCAUUAUUGAAAAGAAACUUGAGAGCAAGAACGUACUACAAAUAAAAUUACAAAUGAUUAGUAGUACCCAUUAGAGAAACUCUUCUGAGUUAGAAGAAAAUUCACUGUACAAAUAACCACACAAAAAGAAGCUUAGUGCUCUACACCUACAUUAUUAAUUUUUAAUUUGUUCUUUUCUCUUCUUUGUAGGUGUCCAGAGAUGUGA